UCGUAUUUUGACCAUGGAUCCGACAGCAUCAGUCCGCGACUCGACCGCGCGAGUCGUCUCCCAAGCCGAGCACGUGACAAUCCACAAGGAUAGCGUGUUGGCCCUGGCCGACAAGUUGGUACAACGACGACGAACAUAUGCAUAGGUCCGUUCGCACACGUUUGACCUGUAGGAACGCGUGUAUCUUGGCCAAAAGGACUCGAUCCACGACCAGAUCGCAUGGGAUUUCGGCGACGUCCAUUACUUUGCCGACGCCAAGGACGGAGGGCCAUUGACGUGUCAAUACGUGUUUGUGCUAGACGCGCUCAACUUUUGCUUUUGGCCGACUCCCGAGUACGUCAGUCAUGGCGGUCACGCGUACUCCCUUCUCAAACGCUCAUUCUUACCUCCAUGGAACGCAGCAUGGAGUACGAGCAUUUGGCCCGAGGGUUGAAGCACGCGCUUCUCCAGGACCCCACGGCGUUCCAUGCAGCCCAACUCGCCACCGUCACAAAAGACACCGUCGCGUCCUGGUUCGCCCCGUUUACACCCCCUCAGCUCGACGAGCGGGUGCGAAAAGUCCGCGAAUUGGGCGCCGGCUUAGCCAGGUACUUUGACGGGUGGGCGUUGAAUGUCAUCCGCGCGAGUAACUUCUCGGCCGUCGAGUGCUUACGGCUCGUGCUAGCGCAUUUCCCCGGCUUCCAAGACCACACAGUGUACAACGGUGACCAAGUGUUUCUAUACAAACGAGUGCAGAUCUUAGUCGGCGAUGUCUGGGCUGCGUAUGGCCGCAGCAUCGUCGACGUAGCCGACCCCAGUACCCAUGUCAUCGGUGGCUUUUACGAUAUUGACCGCCUUACUAUGUUUGCGGACUACCGAGUGCCCCAAGUGUUGCGUCCGGAAGGGGUGUUGCAGUAUUCGCUGGCGUUGGAUGCGCUGAUUCAGGCCAAGACGCCGAUUCCAUCGGGCAAUCUGAUGGAAGUAGAAAUCCGAGCAUGUACAAUCCAAGCUGUGGAGCAACUGCACGCGGUGCUCACAGCCAAAGGCCAUCGGAUUAAAGUGAUCGAGCUGGACUGGCUGCUGUGGCAGAUUGGCGAGAAUGCCAAGGACCACCUCCCCAACCACCACCGCACGUGGAGUGUGUUUUACUAAAAAAAAUACACUAAAAGAAGUAGAAAAAGGUCGUGAAUUAUAUCUAUGAUGAUUAAACCAUUCACUACAAUAAUAAUAUGGUUGUUGCCGU
Messenger RNA from Aphanomyces astaci, 1222 nucleotides. RefSeq lists its product as hypothetical. NCBI's taxonomy places the organism in Eukaryota, Oomycota, Saprolegniomycetes, Saprolegniales, Verrucalvaceae. The record is from RefSeq and is a predicted model, not a curated record. Bases 220 to 1131 code for a protein of 303 amino acids. The transcript has 6 exons.